GAAAGUGCCUACUGCGCUGCUUCCUUCUUUGCCAUGGCCUGAAGCGCACUUUGUGCACCUUGGGCCGGUAGUUCGAUGGUGCGUUUGCUGGUAUUGAGCUUGCUUGGCCUGGCAUCGGCGUUCUGCCGCAAGGCGGUGGACAGGGAAAAGCUGAAGCGAAUUAGUGCGGGAGGCCGGGAGUGGAGCUUCAAAUUGGCCUAUGGCAGCUGGAGCUCGCCGGGGCCUCCGGCCCACGUGCUGCGCUUGUUGCUGGAGGAGGAGAUGCAAGUGCACGUGACCCUGACACGGAUGUCAUCAAGCGCGGAGAUGCUGAAGCACGUGCUUGGGUGCACGGAUGGUGAUGGGAAGUUGUGGAGCAGUGAUACGAAUCCUGUGGAAGCUGAGUGCCGAGAUGAUCUACUGCAGGAGCCGCCACUGGAAGCCUGGGCCGCAGUGGAGGUGUGGCGCACCACGAGCCAGAGCAAACUGCUGCUGCGCCAGCUGGGUACAGGCCUCACCAUGGGAUACCAGACCUUCCCAGGCCUUUAUGCGCAGCAGACGGUCAUUGACGAGGGCCUGCAGGGCAAAGUGCUGUUGCGAUGGUGGGAGAGCUACGCGAAGCACUUGGGCGCCGACCAAUAUUUCUCCUCGGUCAAGGAGCUUGACCAGGCCAUGUACAACCUGAGCUUUGCCGACCCUGGCUGCCCUGAUGGUUGGUGCCCCCAGGGCACGAUACGGCCGCGCUGUGAUAGUUCGCUCAGCCCGCAGGAGAUAGCCGUUAUGGGAGAGCAUGCAGAUCAGUGCGACGGCGGCUGGUGGUAUUCCCGGGCAUGUACUGAUCGCGAUGUGUGCGUUCCAGUGGUCUUGGGGGAGUUUGACUGGAACCUGUUUGUGUGGAUCGAGGUCUUGCAGGACAUGCCAGUUGCACUAACCUGGGUUGGCUGGCAGAACGAGGUCCAGCUGGUGAGGCGGUUGCCCGAUUGCCGCUUUCUUUUCUAUUGGUGGAAACCUGAUGUCACCUUCCUCAACCUUGAUCCAGCUCCACCUGUGCAAGUCUUUUUCGACCCAGAGCUCAGCCUCCAGUGGGUGACCGCUCAACUCGUGAGGUGGCAACAUUUGGACGAAUUUGCUCCAGAGAUCGCCCGCUUUUUGCGUGACGCCACCUUCACGGAUGACGACAUGAGUUUCAUGACGUCCUUGCUUGCACAGGGUGCAAGCGACGAGGAAGCAGCAUGUGCCUGGCUGAAGAACAACACCAGGUAUCUGGGCUGGAUCCACCAGUCUGAAGAUGAUGAUACUCUUCUGAUUGCCCUCCUGUCGGCUUCAAUGGCUACGUGUGCUGCGCUGGUCCUCUUGCUGGUGCUGACUUUCCGUGGCUGGCUGUCCUGCCGCGACAGUCCCAGCGAUCCGGCCACCCUUGUGGGCCAAUGGACGCUGAAGUGGGCGGGCCCUCACGUUCAGGCGCGGCUGGACCGCAAGCAGAGUCCUGCGGACAAACUGGCCUGGAAGUGCCAGAGCAGGCAGUGGCUGAUCAACGCCUCACCCUUCGACAUAUUCUUCGACACUGAUUCACAUGGGCUGUUCCCUGGGCUUUCUUUGAGCUCCUACAACUUUGCUCGGAUUCUGUGGCGUGGCGGCGUUUUCAGUGUCACCCUUCGUGACAGCAGCGAGCGCUCUUGGAAGUUCCGACGCGAGGACCAGAAGUUCCAGAUCCACUAUGAAGACUGGACAAGGAUGUCUCCAUCAGGGCAGAGCUACAACGACCCUUGCGUGCGCCUGCCUCUGAAGAGUGGACACCUUCGAAUAGCGCGAAUGAGGUCAAAGUGUAUUUUGGUCACCUGGUCGCCCCCUGCUGUAAGCCGAGGAGUCCCUAUGACGGAGCUUCACCACUUUUUCAAGCGCGUCAUUGACCAUCCUCAGCUUGCCAUCAAGGAGGACGCUGUGGACGACUUCUGGAACUUUGCUGCAAGCUUUCGCAGCCCGGUCACGGCGCAGCAGGAUCCUACCCAAUCCAGGAGCUUCGAGCCGAGCACAGUCAACAUGUACCAUGCCCUGCCCCACGUUAUCAUUCCUGAAGCGGCAGUAUAUGAUGCCUCCUGGGCAGAGAUUCACUCGCGCUACGGCCCCGCCAAUGUCUUCGUGUCGCACGUGUGGGGCGAGACGGCGCAGAACUCCAUGGAAGCCUUGAAGAAGCUCUAUCUUUGGGUGAAGUCUCAACCUCGUGAGACUUGCCCUACGACUUUCCGCGCUUGGUUCUGCACCAUUUGCAACAACCAAAGCCGCAUCUCUGAAGAGCUGGGCACUGAAGUGAUGGAGUCGCCUUUCUACCAGGUUCUCAGUGCUCCCAGCUGCACAGAGGUGGGCCUGGUAUCCCCGCUGUUGGCGCUGAACCGAAAGUGGUGCAACUUCGAGUUCUGUCUGGCCAACAGCCUCAACAAGCCUGUCUGGAUGGUCACCAGCGAUGGUGUUGUGCAGGCGGGAGCCGUGCCACCGAAAUGCCUCAAGGACCUUGCAGAUGCCGUCUUGCACUUCCACUGCAAGGAUGCGGCCUGCUCAGUGCAGGAGGAUGAGAAGUUGAUUGACAACUUCGUGGACUCCAUGGGUGGCUACGACGCUCUCGACAAGAAUCUGAAGGACGUUUUCUCUGGAGCUAUUCAAAAUGCGCAUCGUCACACGGAGGAGGCAAUCAAACUCGUCCAGCACCUUCACAAGACCUCAUACGUACACUUAUGACAGCCUGCGGUGAACUUCUCCAGGAAGUGCCUGACUUGCAGUGCUUGGUAUGACGAGGUCCUUGUUGGAACCUGUCCAAUGACGUGAGGACUUGGAACCCGUCCAAGUCUUUCCGGUUCUUUGCACAUUCGUCUGCAUCGUUGAACGUUCUGUAUCCGAUGCUCCCGUGUUUCAUGCAGAGGAAUUCGACCAAUGCUCGGGAGGUCGAGCUUGGGUAGACGGACUUGCACCCACGCAGGAAUACUGUUUUGUGGCUGCAGGUUUCUUUUCUUUUUUCGUGGUCCUCAGGGCACGUUAUGGAACAUAUCGGAGAUCGUUGCAAGUUUUUUUUUGGCUGAGCUGGAAGUGGUGAUGCGUCUA
This is a messenger RNA of Effrenium voratum, 3072 nucleotides long. The record is from the annotation of a GenBank genome assembly. Lineage: Eukaryota; Dinophyceae; Suessiales; Symbiodiniaceae.